Carcharodon carcharias (great white shark) is the source of this 1117-nucleotide messenger RNA. RefSeq names its product dynein, axonemal, light intermediate chain 1 (gene dnali1). Bases 105 to 869 code for a protein of 254 amino acids. Gene Ontology annotation, molecular function: dynein heavy chain binding. NCBI's taxonomy places the organism in Eukaryota, Metazoa, Chordata, Chondrichthyes, Lamniformes, Lamnidae. The record is from RefSeq and is a predicted model, not a curated record. Gene Ontology annotation, cellular component: axoneme; filopodium. The transcript has 6 exons.
GGGAUAGAGAGAGACUGGGAUAAACUGGAAUAGAGAGAGGGAGAGGGCGAGAGAGAGAGACCAGGAUAAACCAGGAGACGCAGGGUGGAUCUGAGCCGCGGAAUAUGAUCCCUCCAAUAGACUCACUGUUGAAGUAUGACCAUCCACUGCUUGUCAGCAGGAAUUUGGAGAAAAAAUCUGCCAAGGCUCGGCCCUUCAAAAUGAGUCACCAGCAGCCGACGCCUACAUCGCCAAUUCCAAGUCCUCCAAAAGCCAAAACAGUUUCUAUAGACAUCACCAAGCAGACUGAGGAGAUUUUAAAUGCAAUUUUGCCGCCCAGAGAAUGGACGGAAAACUCGCAGCUGUGGAUUCAGCAGGUAUCCAGUACUCCCUGCACUCGGAUUGAUGUUGUCCAUCUGCAGGAACAACUAGAUCUCAAGCUGCAACAGCGGCAAGCUCGAGAAACUGGGAUUUGCCCAGUCCGUAGAGAGCUGUACUCGCAGUGUUUUGAUGAACUGAUCAGACAGGUGACCAUAAACUGUGCCGAGCGUGGAUUACUGUUGUUGCGAGUUCGCGAUGAGAUCCGUAUGACCAUUUCUGCCUAUCAGACCCUGUAUGAAAGCAGUGUUGCCUUUGGGAUGAGGAAAGCUUUGCAAGCAGAAGAGGGAAAAACUGACAUGGAGAAGAAGAUCAUUGAUUUAGAAACAGAAAAGAAAGAACUGGAGAGACAGCUCAAUGAGCAGAAAGCGAAGUGUGAAGCCAUAGAGAAAAGGGAGAAUGAAAGGCGGCAAGUGGAGGAGAAGAAGCAUGCAGAAGAAAUACAGUUUCUCAAACGAACUAAUCAGCAGCUAAAGGCACAACUGGAAGGCAUAAUAUCUCCAAGGAAAUGAAACCAUUGCAUUUGCUCUCGAAUACAAUCUUUUAAGCAUACUAUGUACUUACAAUAUUGCUGUAAUUCAAACAGUGUACAAGGUACUAAACAGGCAAAGACUUCUGCCUAUUGAAUAGAAUCUCAAUUAUCUAAAGGCUAGUCGUAGAAAUAGGGCUGAGAUUCUCUGGAUGCAUUAAUACAAUGCAAGUACAAUAUAUAAUUUAUUUAGUAAGUGUCAUUAUUAUAAUCCUUUUUAAUCCUUACAUU